CUGAUUAUACAAACGCCGACACAGAGCUUUGAAAUAACAGGACCAAUCAGCAAGACGAUGGCUGUACAUUCUUCAUGUGACCCGACCAUAGUUUGACAUCUUCUGGCCACACACCACCCUGCCUACAAAGUCAUCGGAUCUUCAUUGCCGACGCCCUGGUGCUUAUGAAGCGAGAGAAAAGGUUUACCUUCAUUCCAGAAAACUCAUCUUGCUGCUGGAGGCUCCUUUUCUAUGGACCACCAACCGGUCUCAGAUGACGCUGAUGCACCGCACUGCCAGUCGAGUGGGGUCCCUGGAUGCUGCGCGCUCCCCGCGGCCCCCCGGUGGACUCAGCGGAUUACAAACUCCGGUUAAGUGGCGCACCGCCCCCCUCCUUCUCCCAUUUUCCAUCCAGAGUGAACUCAGGGAAAGGAGCGCGCCCUGGCCGCGCUUGCCCGCUGGGAAUUUGAAUGCGGUUCUAAUUCUUGGUUGUCAGCGGCAUCCAUCCUCAGCUCUGCAGUGUUGUGGGUGACUGAAAUCCUGAUAGACAAAAGCGUGUGAGAGGAGGAGGGAAAUGGGUCCGGAGACGGCGAGGUAGGUGCCCCUGAUUGUCACAUCAGCAGCGUGGAAGUUCUUCGGCUUGCUCCGAUCUUCUCUUCAAGUCUCAGUGGGCGCGUGAUUGCGCAUUCAUGAUGAGUAAUAUCUACGAGUCUGCAGAGGCCACGUUGGGCUUCAUCAGCUCUCCGUGCCUAACCAAAGUGGAGCUGCGAGUGGCCUGUCGGGGAAUCUCAGACCGAGACGCCCUCUCCAAACCCGACCCUUGCGUGGUUCUGAAGAUGCAGUCCCAUGGCCAGUGGUUUGAGGUGGACCGAACGGAGGUGAUCCGCAGUAGUAGCAGCCCAGUCUUCUCCAAGAUCUUUCUGGUGGAUUACUACUUUGAGGAGGUCCAAAGGCUGCGUUUUGAACUUCACGACAUCAGCUCGGGCAACAACGGCCUCCGCGAUGCUGACUUUCUCGGGGCCAUGGAGUGCACCUUGGGACAGAUCAUCUCACAAAGGAAGCUCACCAAAUCACUCCUCAAACAAGGAAACACUGCUGGAAAAUCUUCCAUCAUGGUGACGGCGGAGGAGCUGUCCGGUAACGACGACUACGUGGAACUCUCCUUCAGUGCUCGUAAACUCGACGACAAGGACUUCUUCAGCAAGUCAGAUCCGUUCCUGGAGAUUUUUAGGAUAAAUGAUGACGGGAGUGAGUCUCUUGUACACCGGACAGAGACGGUCAUGAACAACUUGAGCCCUGUUUGGAAAUCCUUCAAAGUUUCCUUCAACACGCUCUGCAGCGGAGACCAGGAAAGAGAGCUAAAGUGCACCGUUUGGGACUGGGACUCUAAUGGAAAGCAUGAUUUUAUUGGGGAGUUCCAAACCACAUUUAAGGAGAUGAGGGCAGAGCAGGAGGGCAAGCAGUGGGAAUGCAUCAAUCCUAAAUAUCAGAUGAAAAAGAAGAACUACAGAAACUCCGGAGUCGUCUUUCUUAACCACUGUAAGAUCAUCAAAAUGUAUUCGUUCUUGGAUUAUAUCAUGGGAGGCUGUCAAAUCCAGUUCACCGUGGCAAUAGACUUCACAGCAUCCAAUGGGGAUCCACGAAACAGCUGCUCCCUCCAUUACAUCCACCCCUACCAACCCAAUGAGUAUCUCAAAGCUUUAGUAGCCGUGGGGGAGAUCUGCCAAGACUAUGACAGCGAUAAAAUGUUCCCAGCUUUUGGUUUUGGAGCUUUAAUACCGCCUGACUUUAAGGUGUCACACGAUUUCGCCGUGAACUUCGAUGAAGACAAUCCCGAAUGUGCCGGGAUCCAAGGUGUGGUUGAGGCCUACCAGAAUUGUCUUCCCAAGAUUCAGCUAUACGGGCCCACCAAUAUCGCCCCGAUCAUCCAGAAAGUAGCCUCGUCCGCCUCGGAGGAGAUGCACACCAAAGAGGCCAUGGAAUAUUUCAUCCUCCUCAUUCUGACAGAUGGCGUCAUCACCGACAUGGCCGACACGCGUGAGGCCAUCGUGCACGCCUCCCACCUCCCCAUGUCCGUCAUCAUCGUGGGCGUGGGCAACGCCGACUUCACCGACAUGCAGAUUUUGGACGGCGACGACGGCAUCCUGCGUUCUCCCAAGGGCGAGCCCGUCCUCCGAGACAUCGUCCAGUUUGUCCCCUUCAAGGAUUUCAAGCAUGCGUCCCCAGCUGCCCUGGCGAAAAGUGUUCUGGCAGAAGUCCCGAACCAGGUGGUGGAUUACUAUAACGCUAAAGGCAUCAAACCCAAGUGUAUGUCGGACUAUGAGUCAACAAGGACCUUCAGUCCCUGACAAUGGACUUGCUACAUAAUAUGUUUACACUAAAAUGCAAAUGUGCAUUCAUGUAAAUACAGAGACAUUUGUCUAGCUCAGAGAAAUAGCUUGUUCUGGUAAACUAAUUUGAACUCCAUCAAUGACUAUUGCAUGUUUGGCCAUGAUGGCAUUAACUUGGGAAUUAAUACUAGCUUACAGUUCUUUAUAGGAAACGAGUUUACUGAACCAGCAUGCAGACCUCAGCCAACUUAAAGAAAUGACACGAUACCUUAUUUGGAUAACUAGCAAGUGUGAUGAAUGUAUUCUGAAAAUUAGCAUUGCACUUUGUAUUUACUAUUUACAUACAUAUUAGUUUCCCUGUUUGUGUUUUGCAUUCAUGCAUGAUUAAUUCUGCUCGCAAAUCCCUCAUAGAGGCUUGCUGGUUAUGAAAUAAAGUAUUUCUGUCAUUUCAUGGGCUGUUUUUUUCUACAUGUUUCUUUUUGAGGCAUAAAUACGGACUAAUUGUAAAAAUUUCUUAAUAACCUUCCUAAAUUGUAAAGAGUUUUGCAGGGAUAGCUAGAUGUGUGUUGUAGACACUAAUCUGUGAACUGUUUUCCCUGUAAACUGCAUGUUGAUUAUAAUAAAGGCACUUUGGUUUUCUCA
This is a messenger RNA of Syngnathus acus (greater pipefish), 2951 nucleotides long. RefSeq names its product copine IVb (gene cpne4b). The record is from RefSeq and is a predicted model, not a curated record. Gene Ontology annotation, molecular function: calcium-dependent phospholipid binding. Lineage: Eukaryota; Metazoa; Chordata; Actinopteri; Syngnathiformes; Syngnathidae. Gene Ontology annotation, biological process: cellular response to calcium ion. The transcript has 19 exons. The coding region runs from base 669 to 2327 and encodes 552 amino acids. Gene Ontology annotation, cellular component: plasma membrane.